AUGAUAAAUAACAAUAUUGCGCAUAUUCAGAAAGAAGACGACUCCAGCGGUGACGAUGAACGGUUCCACGAUAGGGAAGCACUUGAGAUAGUGAAACGAUUAGAAGCCAAAUAUGGCGGCAAAAAGACUAAGAAAGGUCGAAAACUCUGUUUUGGUACCGAGGACGAUUACAUGGAUAAGAGAGCUGGAUACGAUUUGGAGGACGACUUCAUUGAUGAUUCAGAAGCGUACGAUGAACUCAUUCCUUCCACAAUGGACACCGUUCAAGGAGGGUUUUAUGUGAAUCGUGGGAAAUUGGAGUUUAAGACAAGGCAUGAAGAAGUGAAUGAUUCGGAUAUUUCUGAGGUGGAUGACUCUCAACCACAAAAGAAAGGCACAAAACGGCCACAAGUGUCGAGCGAUGACGACGUGGAAGUAAUCGAAGACCCUGCUGUAGCACCAACAACCAGCACGAACGUAGCCAAAGCUGUCACUGAGUCUGAUGCUCCUGCUCCGGACGCUGUUAAACCUCGAAUGGUUGGAGCUCCACCUUCGAAAGUUCGGAGAAUGACAUUGGGCGAAUCUCCUAAUCAACGUGCAGCAAAUGCCAUUAAAAAACGUCUUGUGGGAAUGCCUCCAACAUUGUUGAAGAGGAAAGUUCUUCAGACAGCUGUGGCUCGCAAAGAGAAUGAGAUGAGCGAUUUCCUUCGAAACAUGUCAGGUGGAUCUAUACCUUCACCCGGUGAAGAUCUCGAGCUGAUCGCCUCUACAUCCACCCAGCCCGCAGUUAAGAAUAAGACUCCAGAGAAAACAUCGACGGAACCUACCUCAACACCGGCCACGUCAAAUGUUCUUUUCCCCGAGUUUGUUCCCCAGAAUACGUCUGAACCAUCUAGUUCCGAGCCAAGCGCUAGCACAGUGGCUGUGCCAUCAUCUCCGCAGAAAAAGCGUCCUCUGGCUCCUAUGACUGACACAUUGUCUAGUAUGAUAGAGGAGUUCAAACGAUGUACAAAUAACCUUGCGCUCCCUGGCCAAAAGAAGCGACUCCAGAAUAUUCAUGUGGACAUGGUCAUCGCAAUAGAAGAGCAAUGUCUCAAAGAUGGCUACUCUGUCCACGAAAAAGCUCGAGUCGCACACUCGCUCGCGGAUUACUGCGGUAUACAGAAAAACUCGUUAUACGCCCGUUGUAUAAAGCGGAGAGAUGAACAUAAGAAUGGUGCUCCAAACUUGGCGUUUUUGGCGAAGUCAACCGGUGGAACAUUCUCAAACACCGCUGCUCCAACAACUGCUUUCAACAAGACCACCCCUACACCUAUAGCUACACCUAGUGCGAGCAAACCUACGAGUUCAGCAGUUCCAGCACCCACUCCAAGUAAAAGCACACCUACACCAGCAACGGUACCAGUUGUGCCAUCCCCUCUGAAAUCGACGUCUGUACAACCAGCAGCUACCACUGUUCCCACGACUACUUCGGCGCCGUUUGCAGCCAAAAUAUCCACAGCCAGUACUGCCUCUGCAGCAUCUACUUCUGGAACAGUACAUACUAAUGCGGCGUCGGCUGCAAAUUCUACACCGAAAUCAAGCCAGCCAUGGACAAAUCAGAAGAAACUGGCAGCGCAAGCGAUGAUCACGAAUGUAGCUGGCCUUCCGUCCUUCAGUGGAAGAGUUGGAGAACUACAGGAUAUACUCAAAAAGGUUGCAACUGAAGCCAUCACGUAUGAGGAUUUCUUAAAAUGGCACGACUUGAGCAUGAAACCAGCUUCAUCGAAAUUGCCAUCUGAAAACAAGGGCGUGAACGGAGUAGCAAAACAGGGCCAGUCCGCUUCUACCUCUAAUAAAGCAGUCAAUCAAAAAACGGAUUCGCCACAUGAGACUUCGGGUAUAACACAGUCCAAAAAUCCACCAACAUCGACGCUAGAACCAGUAAAACGAAUGACCCUUGCUCAAGCAAUGGCCACCUCAAAAUUACCACCUCGUAUGCGUCCUCUGACCCUGACCAGUGCUCAAAUAUCGGAGAAAUUCGAAGCUGAAAAGCAGAUAACUAUCAGAGCUGUGACGACCGCUAUUGAAAACAGCAAAGUGACUCACAAAAAGAAAUGUGAAGUUGCUGCAGCUGCUGGGAAACCUCCCCCACGAUUCGAUUUCUUGUGGACCGAGAAUUUGGCGCGAGCUUUACGAAGUCAAAUGGAACUUUACUGGUCUGUACUGCUGAGUUCUGAUACGUAUGCCAAGGCUUCUGAGGGUAUUGUCACAAUAUUCAGCAAAGAAGUUCUUCCUUAUUUCAAGGGAGAAAUCAAAUUGAGUCGUCUGCUUGUCGAAUACACCCGACGUAGUCCUGACAAAGCGUUCAUAUUAGCCUGCCCAAAUGUUCAGAAGCUAUUGAAGGACGAUGGAGUCGAUUUGAACAACAUCACCAUUAUCACCAAGAAGGAGAAGACCAGCAGUGACGCGGUGGCAUCCAAGGUAAAUUCAUCCCGACCAUAUAAACCGAUUUUGCCUGUUAGAUCGUCGCCGUCCGACGAAAUACAGACCGCUACCGUACAAGAAGAUGGAGAUGUUAGUGUGGUUGAGCCGAGCACAUCGAAUGCUACCACCUCAAACAGCGACGCAGCAGCUGCAGCAGCGACGUCAUCAGCAGCGGCAGCUUCGAAGCAUGCAAUAGCAGCUUUGAAUGGUAUGGGCAUGAACAUGACACCUACACAAAUGGCUGAGUUGACAUCCGCUAUGCAGCAGAUCAGUUCUUUAACAACAGAUCCCCAGAAGUUACUGAUGUUGCAGCAAGCGUUGAUAAUGCAAGUAAUGACGCAUAACCAGGUGGAAGCAAAAAGAAAACAGGAAGAAGAAAAGAGGAAAGAAGAAGAGAAAAAAAAAAAGUUGGAAGAAGAAAAGGAGGCGAAAAGGCGAGCUAAGGAAGAGGAAAAGUUGAAAUUGAUUGAGAAGAAGAAGGCAGAGGCGAGAGAUGCGAAAGAAAAAGCCUUAGAAGAAAAGCGUUUACGUCUGGAGGAGGAGAAAAAGCAAAAACUUGCUGAGAAGGCUAGGAAAGCGGAGGAGGAGCGAGAAAAACGUCUUCAAGAGCAGGCGGAAAAAGAGCGCAUUAUGAAAGAAGAAAGAGAACGGCUAGCUAGAGAGGAAGCUGAGAGACUGAAGAAAGAGGAGGAAGAACGUAAGCGACAAGAGGAGAUCAGAAUUAAAGCUGAAGAAGAGCAAGCGAGAGAGACGGAAAGGAAACGUCAAGCUCAGCUCCGAGAGGAGGAGGAGAAAGCUGCCCAACUGUUAGAAGAAGAGAUCCUUCUGGAAGAGGUGACACACAGUGAGGUUCCAAUUCCGACUGAGAUGAAAUUGGCUCUCGAGGAAGAAGAGGAAGCUGAGUCAGCUCGACUGAAAAAGCAGGAGGAGCAAGUGGCAGCUGUUCGCGCGGCUAAUCUGGCGGCACAGGCUCAACAAGUGCAUUCCACCCCAAGCACGGCCCAGGUUCACCAUCAGCCCACAUCGGGAUCGGCACAGAGCACAACGUCUGCUGUAGUUCAUAAUCCGAAUGUGAUCAUCGAGCAGAAACCUUUAGCUGCUCCACCACCUCCGAAGCCACAGCGUAAGUCCUUUCUCUUCAUCAUGUUUAAGCUCCAACAAUUUUCCAAAUUAUUCAAGCCUCUACACCAGCCUCGUAUACCUCCAUGA
Haemonchus placei is the source of this 3654-nucleotide messenger RNA. Lineage: Eukaryota; Metazoa; Nematoda; Chromadorea; Rhabditida; Trichostrongylidae. The record is from the annotation of a GenBank genome assembly.